Molecule: messenger RNA, 549 nt
Organism: Macadamia integrifolia
Lineage: Eukaryota; Viridiplantae; Streptophyta; Magnoliopsida; Proteales; Proteaceae
Product: disease resistance protein RUN1-like
Exons: 1
Coding region: 1-549 (182 amino acids)
Biological process (GO): defense response
Molecular function (GO): ADP binding
Source: RefSeq, a predicted model, not a curated record
AUGAAGUUGCUAAACAUUGAAUCUAAUGAUAUACGGAUUGUGGGCAUCCAUGGCUUAGGAGGCAUUGGUAAGACAACAAUUGCCAGGUGUGUGUACAAUACAAUCUAUAAGCAUGUUGAAAGAUGUAGCUUUAUAGCAGAUGCUCGAGAAACUUUCCAAACAAGGGGACUAGUCCAUUUGCAAAGUGAGCUUGUCACUAAUAUCUUGAACCUAGUGAACCCGAACAUUACUAGCGUUGAUAAAGGAAUUAAUGUGAUCAAGCAAAGAUUAUCCAAUAAGAAAGUUCUUAUUGUUCUUGAUGACAUGGAUCAAAAUACUGAUUUAAGUGCAAUAAUCAGGAAGCGUGAUUGGUUUGGUUUUCAGAGUAAGAUUAUUAUUACAACCAGGGACAAGCAUAGGUUAGAUAUUCUUGAAGUAGAUAGAGCUUACGAACCCAAAGAAAUGGAUUCAGAUCAAUCUCUUCAACUUUUCAGUAAUCAUGCCUUCAAAAUGGACCAACCUCUUAAACAUUAUUUGGAUCUCUCAAAAGAUGUGGUAGCAACUACUUGA